Messenger RNA from Colletotrichum lupini, 1224 nucleotides. RefSeq lists its product as uncharacterized. Bases 1 to 1224 code for a protein of 407 amino acids. NCBI's taxonomy places the organism in Eukaryota, Fungi, Ascomycota, Sordariomycetes, Glomerellales, Glomerellaceae. The record is from RefSeq and is a predicted model, not a curated record. The transcript is spliced from 9 exons.
AUGAGCCACAACUGGAUCCUCGGGUCCAGCAACUAUCAUGCUGUUGCACCUCAGGCCUCUCUCAAGGGUGGCUUUACCAUCAGUACCCAAGGACAAGGAAUUCAGUCUCUAGAACACCAUCUACAACCUUCCGUUGGCAACUACAAGCCUUCCAUAUCCGUCAAAGGCCAACACCAACUGGAGGCCACGAUAAUUCUGCAUGCUCUUAGCCAGAUCAUUUUUUUCAUUCGUGAUGCAUUCUACCUCAAAAACUCUGCAGUAUGCGUACAGCGUCCUAAAUUUUCUCAAUACAAUCGACAGCUUGCCGCCGGGCAUGAGCCACAUAUCAAGCUUUCUCUGGUCCACUUUCUAGCCUUGCCUGUAUUACUAGCAUCUGUUCGCAACGAGUCGACAUUUUGCGAACAGCAGUCAACUCAGUCGCCGUACUCCCGAGAGACGAACCGGUGGAAUCCAUGUAUGUCGUGGACUUUUUUCCGGCUUUACGGAGUACAGGCGCAAAAGAUUAGCGGGAGAUGGCUCUCAAGGGAAAUCACACGAUACGGCUUUAAAACGUUGCUCAUGCUGUUUCUCAAGCUCGCGUCGAGAUCCGGCAGCCAGUCAACUUUCACCCUGAAGACAAGCCAAAAAAAGGAGCAUCUGAAAGGACAAGGGUCCGGGGCCUCACGACAUGUACCCUGUCCUUUCCGGGUUCCCCCAAGCAGAUGGAGGCUGCCGGAACAUGCCGACAUCUGCGUCAAGAUGAACACUCCCACCCAAGGAUGGACAGAGAAACUGCAAGGACCUGAGAUAAUCAUGAGAUUUCGGGAUAGCUCGCAACUCGCGAUGAGGUCCAUCACGCGCAACGCCCAGGCUUCAAAGACCAUUCCAGACCCUUCGGAACUGGAGGACGACUGGGGUCACGCCGCACCGGGGCGCGCUACCCGUCAGCCGUCUACAGGCGUGCAGUUCUCCACACAAACUCAAUCAACAUCCCAGUCCCUCGAGUUCCCGCCCCCAGCAGAAAGAGGAAUCCCCCGAGCCGCAUACGUCAUGGCCCUCUCAUCCCAAUCUCCAUACUUCGAACCUGUUUGGAGGGGGAAGGGAGGGCGUAGGGAAAUGAGACAAGCCGCAAUGACCGCCACAAAAUGCUACGCCCGCAGCCACCACGUUUUCUCCUUGGUCGAGGAGGCUUGUGGCUGGGGCGCUACUUUUCUCAGUUUACCUGGUUCACUAACUGCACCAUGA